Drepanopeziza brunnea f. sp. 'multigermtubi' MB_m1 is the source of this 2700-nucleotide messenger RNA. The record is from RefSeq and is a predicted model, not a curated record. Lineage: Eukaryota; Fungi; Ascomycota; Leotiomycetes; Helotiales; Drepanopezizaceae.
AUGGUCACCCAAACUGCCUUAUCACAACUGGGGUGGGUCCAGUUGAGUCCUCGAGAGACCAGACACCCCAGUGCGUCACUCCGUGUAUCAGAAGAUAUACAGGCCAGAACCAUCGAUAGGGACACUGCCCUGUCCUUCGACUUCGGCCAGCGACAGGACCAGCUUCCAGCGAGACCCAGUAUCUCCGGAGGACUUGCAUCAAGCUUUGCGAAGUGGCCAGACGCGGAAGACCUACAGACACGGGACGACGUAGACUUCAAUAACCCUUUCUCCCCGCAUGGGUUCCAGGCGACUUUGUACAACUUUCCUCUGCCGGGCUCGCUGUCACCCGCCCUUUCACCACGGUCGGUACGUUCUCCAUCGGCUCAGACGUUCCGAUCUAUCCGACCGUCGACCCCAGAGUCUGUAGAUCGGACUCUAACAAUCAUGAGUGUACCACAUGGAGAGAUCGGUAUGGCGCUGGGAAGCCCGCCACAUCCCCUACCAACUGCAUGGCAACAUGUACCACCAAUGGACAGAUACACAGACUCUCCUGACCAUAACGACGAAGACUUCAUCCAGCCCGCGCCGACAUCAAAGCAAAAGAAGAGCACUUGGAAGAAGUUAGGGGGUUUCUUUGGAGGCAAGAAGCAUGAUGCACAACCGACUGCUUUCUACCAAGUCCAGCCAGUGACUAUCACAACAUCCAGUCAUGGAUUGAACUUCAGCGAACCCCCCCUCACCAGUGAGAAGCCACCUAAAUCUCGCAUCCUUGGGCGCUCCGUCUCAAACGCACGCAGAACGAAGCACAAGCCUCACAUGAGCCGUACUAAUACCCUACCUGUGCUCUUUGACCUCGAGAGCGAGGGCAGAGGAGCUCAUACUGGAACCUCGGACAUCACCCUUAAUGAGAGUCUAGCGGCCAGCCAUAUUCCCAAGUCUUCGCAGAAGGGCGCAGGAUUGCUCGAUAUUGAUAUUCCUUCUGUUUCGAUGGAGAGAUACAGCAUCAUGUUUGGAGACGUGCUUCAGCUUCAACAUCAUCAGACGCAGCAGUCAUCAUUGUUAACCAGACGGGCAGCAACACUUGACAAGCUUAAGCCAGUUGACGAAAAACUAGCUUCAGAGGUUCGCGGCUCUCGUGCUCAUCGAUAUUUUUUCUUGGCUGGUACUAACAUUAGACCGCAGGAACGAGAACCAGAGGCCAACUCCAACUUACUCAAACCCAGGCGAGCGACUUCUCCUGGGCCCCAAAGAAGCCCAGGAUUUUCACUUUUCCCCAGUCCCACACCUCGUACCAGAGAUCCAUCUCCUCCGCAAUCACGGACACUUCAACGAUCGCAUACUUCUCCUACAGCACUUUCUCCAUCCCGAGCUUCGUUUGCGGCAGAUAUUAGUAACGAUGGUCAUGCAAGUAUUGUUUCGGAGGCUAUUCAUGUCCCUAAAUUCUCAGAAUCGGGAACGACUUAUGCGCCUCGAAAGUCCAGUCUCAAGAAGGAAGGGCCCAAAGCAGUAACAAAAAGUUCCAGUUCGAUGUCAAAGAGCCGGUCGCCCGAAAAUCCGAUCCAUGCGCUUGAUCCAGCUAGCGAAGAAGCAGAUGAUGUAAAGAAACACCAAUUUCCACCUAUCGCAGUCGCUAUUCCCAUGCAGCCCAAGAAGCUCCCUGAGCCUCAGUGGCCAAUUACCGAAUCUUUCCACACAGCAAGCAACUCCAUCUCAAGCUCCUCAAUAACCGGGUCAGAUGUCUCGACAGCCUCAAGCAUCACUACACCGCUCAGCGCAUCCACAGCCCCUUACCCAGUCGUCAAACCCUUGCGUGGCAAUACGCCACCUAUGUCACGCAUGCGGCCCCCUUCAGCCUCGCAAAAGCAAAAGCCAGCUCUGACACGCACCCGAAGCGUCACAACUGAAAACGCACCCAUCGCUAUCCCACGACGUCAAAGUUCUCCUCUCCUAGUUCCAAGAUCCACAUUCCAAGCACCAGUCUCCUCACCCAAGUCUGGAGACGAAAGUCGUCUCGAAGACGCAGCCGACAUCUCUAUCGCCCGCCAGAUCUCCGUCUCGCGGAGACAGAGACAACUACUCGUCCCAAUCAAAACGGGCGUCAAAGCACACACGAGGACAUCAAGUAAGAAUGCCAAUCGCGUAAGGGAAGGAGAGAAGAAAGAGCGCGUAGUCGGAGCUCAGAAUUUCCCAAGCCCAGCUCGUAGACGCAGCUCGAUCAAUUUACGGACGGUCUCAAGCCCCCUAACAGCCAUUGCCAUCGCCACCAAAGAAGAACACGAGCGGGUCUCUCCGGUGCCCGAGAAGCGUGUCACUCGCGACGCUUCGCCCUCAACCAAGCGCCUCAUGCUGCCAACUGCCAAACCGAGCACGCCAACCCUUGUCGUGGUAGGCGACAGAUUCGACGAGAGAGAGAAAGCGUGGGCAGGCGCCACAGCAGGAAUGAAGCAGAGACAGAAAGCAUCAUCAGGGGUCUCGGAGCGCAGCAAGGCGAAGGAAGCGGCUUCGACGCAGAGCAUGUCGUUUGGGGAGAUCAAGGUCGGGCUUGCGGUUUCUAGGGAUGCCUCUCCAGCGAGGAAGGCGAAGGAUCUGAGCUCGCAUCGGAAGAGCAAAAAUAUUGAAGCUGUUGUUGUUGCGCUAAGCGCUGUUAACCUUCUUCCUUCUUUGCAUCUUUUUGCUCAUUACUUCGUUCGUGGUGGAGCUUGGACUGACUCGACUUGA